Achroia grisella is the source of this 14255-nucleotide messenger RNA. RefSeq lists its product as uncharacterized. The coding region runs from base 1 to 13896 and encodes 4631 amino acids. Gene Ontology annotation, cellular component: cytosol; membrane. The record is from RefSeq and is a predicted model, not a curated record. Gene Ontology annotation, biological process: intracellular protein localization. Gene Ontology annotation, molecular function: protein kinase binding. NCBI's taxonomy places the organism in Eukaryota, Metazoa, Arthropoda, Insecta, Lepidoptera, Pyralidae. The transcript is spliced from 63 exons.
AUGAACAAACAUGCUCCUGCCCACUUUGUCAGGGUUAAGAGACAGCCAGCUCCUUGGAUAACGGAGGUAGUUCGUAUUGCCAUGAGAAAACGUGAUCGUGCUUUUAGAAUAUUCAAAAGGGAUCGCUGCGAAGAGAACAGGAGGUACUUCAAAAUUGCGCGCAACCGCUGCAACUAUAUGGUAAGAGCUGCUAAACGCCGUUACAUCCACUCGAAUAUUCAAAAUUCUUCUUCGGCCAAUAUCUGGAAGUUUCUCAAAUCACUUGGGCUGUGCAAUCAGCCCAAUGAUUUCUCCUCUCACUUUUCAGUAAAUGAACUAAACAGACACUUUUCGACUGUUCCUGCUCUGAAUAAUUCUCAGAAAUCUACUACAUUAGCUGAGAUAACAUCCUGGCCUAGACUAUCCGUAGAAUUUUUAUUUUCACCAGUUACUGAUGAUGAAGUCUACAAGAUAAUAUCCUCCAUUAAAACUAAUAGUAUUGCCCCUACCAAUCUGGCUUUCGUCCGGGACACUGCUCUGCUGAAAAUUACCGAGGACGUGAGGGAAGGCAUGGAACAAUCAAAAUUAACCGUUCUAGUUCUAAUCGAUUUCUCCAACGCGUUCAACACCGUGGACCAUGAUGUUUUACUAGCUAUCCUUUCACAUCUUGGGAUUUCAUCAUCAGUUGUUAAAUGGUUUGGCUCCUAUCUUCGUGGACGUCAGCAGGCAGUUCGUGCCAAUCAGACAUUAUCGGAUUGGUGCGAUCUUGUUGCUGGGGUUCCUCAAGGCGGUCGGCACGCGGUGAACAUGACGACGAACCAGGAUGGGGAACCAGACACUCUCAAGACGUAUUGGGAUCAUUUCUUCAAAGCAGAGACCGGCACUUAUGAGAAAUCCACAUGGCUCGAUUUGUUCUUAGCAGAAUUCCUGAUAAGAUACAAUGAAGGAGCGAACCCUAAAGAACUAAUAAAAUUUUGCCCUGUCAGUGGAGUGGUGACGCUGGUCGGCUGCGAGCUGCUAUGUGGCAUCCACCGUGUGACGUCAUCCAUCAACACGCAUUAUACUGUGCCACUGCCGUAUCUGGAUACUGUUUGCUCAGGGAAGGAAACUCCUAUCUUCCAACAGUCGCCUACUCCUACUCCACCAGGUAAAACGGAAGAGUCGAGGGUGCAACCGACCAGUCUUUUCACGAUAGCCAAUUCACAAUCUUCCACCGAGAUCCUUAGAAAGUAUCUGCUUGGAGGAAUUGCUUGGCGAUGUCUUAUUCUGCUUCGGGCCUUAGGGGUUGAGGGCCUGUCCUGCUGCAGGCAGUUGAGCUCAGUGCUGAUAUGGCUGUAUGGAGAGCUGAGUGGCGCACCGUCACCUGCGCAGCACCGCUGCUUGUCACCGGCCUCCACACGGACCCCCAUACACCAACUGUUCUCGCACAGGAUAUGGUCACAACAGAAACCUGUCGGUAGUCAAGGCUCUAAAGUGGAUUCUGCAGCAUCGUCAGAGAAAGGUUCCGUUGUUGGAAGAUCCCGGCAUGGCGCAUUGAUAAGGGCAGACGUGGCAGAAAGUAAGAGCAAAAGAAAAUUACCUAAAAACACUGACCCAUCAACUGAAGAGAGUGAUUCCAAUGGCGAUCUUCAAAUAUUGAAUCGUUCUAUUACUAUUAAAGUUUGUACUCCUGACGAUGGCUUCGAUUAUUUCAACACACCAGUACGCUCCUCCACCGAGUAUCCAAUUGAAACUCUAUACAGCGAUCCUUAUAGUACACCGCUGAAAGCUAAGCCGAAAGUAGAUGACUAUAUGACAGACAAACAUAAAGAAAUACUCAACACAGAAAUAACAACCUUAGAAUUUGUAUUAAUCAUCAUCGAUUUGCUCCAAGAACUGUGCAAAGCUGAAAGUAGUUUAUCCGGCGCGGAAGGAUCACAAAUAUCGGUGCAAUGUAUAAAUUUCUCAUUGAGAAACCUUUGCUCUCUUCAGUUUGGUUCAGCACCAGCGCAGUCCUCGGAAGGCGUCGAGGAAGCGUCGGAAACCAAAGUGGCUUUAACUGAAUUACUCAUAGUUUCACUGGACAAGGUCCUCGUCCAUUCAGAUUUAUGUGUCAAAUUAAUAAACAACGGCAUACUACCAAUGUUGUUGCGAAUUCUAGAAGACGUAGUCUGCAAAUCUAGCAGUAAAUAUAGGAAAAACGACAACCAUAACCGUGCCAAACCUAUCCAAACACAAAAUAAGACUGAAUCAGAAAAUUUGCUCAAAUUUGUAUUUGGUAUAUCUUAUUCGAUAACAGCGUUCUUCCAUUGCCUGCUGAUGCAGUGUCGGUCCGUGGACAAACUUAGAGAAUUUACAGAACAGUUUAAAUUGUACGCUGAGUGCCUUAAAGGUGGUUUAUUGAAAGACUGCAUAGAAUUAAUGAUAAGAAUACCUGAUGUUAACCAAGAGGAGACGGUGACGUUAAUCAAGAAGUUAGUCGAGACGAUAGGCAAGUUAGUAUGCGGUAUGAAAAGAGUGAGGAGCGAAGUGAUACACUCUGCCGCUUGUCCGAGAACGAGACACAAAAUGUGCCGAAAGCGGCUGGCGGCCGGCAUGCACCAUCACCACGACAUCCUGGGUGAGGCCAGCAUCGAUCUGCCCAUGGCAUCUGCAUGCUGUAUAUCUGUUUUGUACGGAACACUGACGGCUGUCGUGAUAGAUGAUGAGGUAUCCGCAGAACCGACGUUGAGAAACAAGAUUCUGAAAGUCAUGUUGAACUGUGGGGUCUGUUGUUGCUUCUCCCCAGGUACUCUCAUGGAAAGUAUUGUGAGACUUAUGUUAACGCAUAACAAUAUAGCCUCCUUGUGCCUUCAAUUGCUAGAACACACAGUUUAUGGUGAGUUAGGAGCUAGCGUACUCAUACCGAAAGUUACCGAUCAGCUGCCGUGCUCAAUUUGCGAACCAUGCGAUAACAAAAGAGACUUGGCUAGAAAGUGCUCUCAUGGAAUUAGUCCAAUGGAGAGGAAAAGCGGAUGGUCAUUUCUUAUUCACUAUAAUUCGUUACUGCAGCUGGACAACCAUAAUAACGUAUUGCACGCCACGGUCAGUCAUUUAUUGCGAGUGACGCCCAAAUGUCGGACGGAAAUGAAGUACGAACUGCUGUUUAGCGUCAUAUAUCCGAGCUUCAUCGUCGCUAAACAUAGAUACAUAUUAAGAUUAGAAGAGUCCGCUUACUUCCUGACCGUAUCUUGUUUGAACAUAUUUGCGAGUCUUCUUAACUCUAUAUCUUUUGCUGAACAGUUCAUACAAAAGGGAGGACUCAGUUACGUUCUCGAGUUAGUGUCGCUAUCCGAAUUUUCAAACCAAUGUUGUUCGAUCCUGGAAAUUGCUAUUAUAGUGGAAAUAUUCAAACUUAUGAGAGAAAACUCAGAUGUGAUGUAUUUCAGAGAGAUAAGCACUCUAGCGUCUGUGCAGAUGCUUUUCAAAUCAUUAUCUGAUAUGACGGAGAGGUGUUACAAAAUAUUUAGAUUAAAGUUAACCGAUGAACUAUAUGAGGAAUUAAGCGAUUUGACCAAGGAAAAUGAGAUGUUAGAGUUCACACAUGCGAGUACAGAGAAUGUUCAAACAAGAAAUAUAUCUGUGCCACAAUUGAAUAAAAGCGAUUUUUCAUCAAGCGAUAACAUUGAAGAAUCAAUUGAAGAUUAUAUUGAAGUUUUGAAAAACAUAUGGACCUUUUGGAAGACAUGCGCGGAUUUGUGUCUGUACAGUCCCAUGUUUAGAGAGUACGUAGUUUGUGAAAGUGUGUUUGUUGAUAGUUAUGGACUGUUGAAGCUACUGCUCCAUUACUUGUGCCACUGUGAGUGCGGGCCAGCCGAGACCCGAAUACUUAUCAAAAUCAUGGAAGCGCUAUUGACUGUGCAGUUUGCUGUAUCUGAUGUAACAUCGGGCCGGUCUAAGGAGACCAGCUGCGGACUCAUUCGGUUGGCACUCAGCGGCGUGGAGGAGGCGGAGGGUGUGCGGGGCGAGGGUGAUGGGUGCGCGGGGGGCGGGGGCGGGGGCGGGCUGCAGGCGGUGUGCGAGGCGCUGCUGCGGGUGUCCGCCGCCCGGCCCAGCCUGCGACACACUAUGCCCGCCCUCACUCACGCAAAGGUGCCGCCGCUGUCGUGCGCGUCGGGCGGCAGCUCCGCGUGCGGCGGCGGCUCGUCCAGCGAGGAGUCCGCGCCCGCGCCCGCGCCCGCGCCCUACGCCAGCGACGAGCACGCGCGCCCGCACGCGCCCGACGACGGAUACGAGGCGGACGUUGAAAUAAGUAAACUGGAUAUGACCUCAUACAAACUGAAGAAACUUUCUGAAUCUCUCUCCUCGAUAGGAAGUAAUUAUGCUGGUGUUCAAAACACGUUGGAGUCGACUGUGGACUGCUGCGAAUAUACGAAGAACGGCGAGCUCGCCCAUCCAGAGCUGUGUAUGAUCGUCGUCGACAUACUUAUCCAACUCAUACAGAAACUGGCGGGCGAGGCUGGCGGCGGGGACGCUGGCGGCGCGGGCGAUGCGGGCGCGGCGGGCGCUCGGCGGGCGGCCCGCGCGGUGUGCGGGCGACUGUGCGGGCGGUUGGCCCGCGCGCGCCGACCGCCCGCCGGUCUGCUUCGCCGCCUGCUGGCGCCGCCGGUACGCGCCCUGCUCGUGCGUACGCAUCCCGCCCUCGAAGAUUUGCAGCGGAGCAUUCUAGAGCUGAUCCACUCAGCGGCUUCUCAAAGCAUAAGCCCGGUAGAACUGGGCGAGCUACUGAAAUUACUAGCAGCGGAAAAUCCACCGCUGGAUUUGUUGUUACCAGCGCUGCAGCGGCUGGCGGCCGCAGCCACGCCCAACUCGCCCGACUGUUUCCUCACCUUCCCAGUGGAAGUUCAUCCAGAUAAUGUACAAAUGGCGGAAGACGAUAUGAACUUAUCGGCGAAUUGUCAAGUAGAAGCACACACGAGAAAACUGCGUGAAAGUCACAUUGCGGCGGGGGUGACGUCGGCGUGGUCUCGGCACGCGGCGCGAGGCAGCGCAGCGGGCGCGGGCUGGGCGGCGUGGCAGGCGGGGUUCGCCGCGCUGCUGUGGCUGCGGCUGCAGCGCCCCGCGCCCGCGCCGCAGCCCCCGCGCUCCCCCCACACGCACACCUCCGCAUGGGGUGAGUGUGCACGCAGGGGUGACGUCGGCGUGGUCGCGGGCUGGGCGGCGUGGCAGGCGGGGUUCGCCGCGCUGCUGUGGCUGCGGCUGCAGCGCCCCGCGCCCGCGCCGCAGCCCCCGCGCUCCCCCCACACGCACACCUCCGCAUGGGGUGAGUGUGCACGCAGGGGUGACGUCGGCGUGGUCGCGGGCUGGGCGGCGUGGCAGGCGGGGUUCGCCGCGCUGCUGUGGCUGCGGCUGCAGCGCCCCGCGCCCGCGCCGCAGCCCCCGCGCUCCCCCCACACGCACACCUCCGCAUGGGGUGAGUGUGCACGCAGGGGUGACGUCGGCGUGGUCGCGGGCUGGGCGGCGUGGCAGGCGGGGUUCGCCGCGCUGCUGUGGCUGCGGCUGCAGCGCCCCGCGCCCGCGCCGCAGCCCCCGCGCUCCCCCACACGCACACCUCCGCAUGGGGGUGACGUCGGCGUGGUCGCGGGCUGGGCGGCGUGGCAGGCGGGGUUCGCCGCGCUGCUGUGGCUGCGGCUGCAGCGCCCCGCGCCCGCGCCGCAGCCCCCGCGCUCCCCCCACACGCACACCUCCGCAUGGGGUGAGUGUGCACGCAGGGUGACGUCGGCGUGGUCGCGAAGCAGUGAAACGGGCGCGGGUGAUCAAGAGGCUCAUUCAAGAUCUUUUCUGUCUUUGUUUACACUUAUACCCGAUGACGUGGACGAGUGGCAAGAAGAGUGGAGCGAGUCGGAGUCGCCGGUAGCGAGCGUGCGCGCCGGCGAGCCGCUCCACGUGCUGUCCGUCGGACACGACUCGCUCAUGUUCGAGAUGUGGCUCGAGCCCGCUACAGGCAUGGUGGUGUUCCGCGUGUCACGGGCGGAGGGAGGGCGCGGGGGCGGCGCCGUGGCGGAGGGGCGCGCGGGCCCGGUGACGUCACACCGUUGGCACUGCAUCGCACUCAACGUCACCGAUCGUUUAAUUAAGCGCCGCCUGCAUGUGCAGGUGACAAUGUAUGUCGACGGUUAUGAACAUGAGACCGUGUCACUGCCAAUACAAGGUAUCCUAGUUCGCAAGGCGACCCCGAGCCACGUGCUGCUGGGUCACGCAGGCGGAGCCACGGGCGGCGCCACCUACCAGGUGUCGGGCGUGCACGUGUACCGCGGCCCGCUCCUCACGCGGGCCCGGGCGCUGCACCUCGCCGCGCACGGCCCGCACCACGCCUGCCAGGUGCACCACUCACCACACCUCACACGCACCACCCGCUCUACUCACUGCACUGACUCCCAACUCGCGGGCGCUGCACCUCGCCGCGCACGGCCCGCACCACGCCUGCCAGGUGCACCACUCACCACACCUCACACGCACCACCCGCUCUACUCACUGUGCACCACUCACCACACUUCACACGCACCACCCGCUCUACUCACUGCACUGACUCCCAACUCGCGGGCGCUGCACCUCGCCGCGCACGGCCCGCACCACGCCUGCCAGAUCCGAUGUGAAACGCCUAAUUAUUCAUUACUCUUGACACCGGAACUUCUUGAUUCAGAUAUGGAUUGGGAUCAGAUGUACGAGAUAACCCAUUCAUCACUGCGCGAGUUGCAUGAUGGUCUGCUGCUAACAUUCUCCGCUCAAACGCCCUCCGUGCUUAAUGUGUAUCAGCAAAUCGUCACGCUGCCCACAGUGUUCGGGAGCCGCGUGGGCGCGUGCGGCGCGCCGCCCGCGGCCGUGCGCGUGGUGUGGGCGGGCGCGGCGCCGGGCUCCGCGCGCGGCGGCCUGGCGCCCGCGCUGCUGCUGCUCGGCGGCCCGCAGCACCUGCUCUACUUGUUCGCUAGGGUGGUGGAGCUGCAGGGCUCGGCGGAGCAGCAGGCGGCGGCGCUGUCGGUGGCGGUGCGGGCGGGCGGCGCGGACGGGCGGCUGGUGUCGGCGCUGCUGGCGCCGCCCGCCCUCGACAUGCUGCUGGCCGUGCUCGCCGCGCCCGCCUGCCGCCCCUCACAUCACAUGCUCAAGGUUAUCUUAGAUGCGGCGUGCAGCGCACCGCUGCUGAUUAUAAGCGGGGGCGUGAGUAUAUCCCGCGGGGACGCCGCCCUCAUCGAGCCGAGACUUCUGGUGCUGCUGCUUCGCGCCUGGAAACAUCUCGACGGACCGCCUGAUCAGGAGGUGCAGUGGGAGGAGGAAGGGCGCGGUCCGCAGCGCGGCUCGGUGUGGGCGCUGACGCUGCGCUGCGUGUGCGCGCUGCUGCGGGACGACCACCCGCGGCGGGAGUUCAACCUCUACCAGAUGCAGCGGCUCGGACUACUCGCGCACCUGCUGCUCGUCUGCAAGGAACGCUACCUGAACUCUGCGUGCGGGGCGAUGUGUGCGGGUGCCAGUGCGAGCGUGGUGCAGGCGGUGCGAGCCCUGCUGGGGGCGCCGCCCGCGCCCACGCACCUCGCGCACCUCGCAGACUUCCUGCUGCUCAUGCACCAGGCGAGCGACACGUUUGUGACCCACUCGAGAGCCAACUUCUACUUCCUCCUCACACCAGAGACGCCAGAAAUGAGCGACUUUAUGAACAGUGCCGCCAUUAAGAAACAUAGACGCAGUAGAAGAUCAGAAAAUACGCCCAGCAAUUUGAUGACGUCACUCGAUGACUUAACGAGCGAUAACAGUGAAAGUGUGUUCAGGGACAUAGAAAAUGUGGAUAAGUUAAUGGAAAAGGAAUCUAUCGGUAGAAAGGAAACCACCAAACAAUUGAAAGGAAUUAUUAAUAAACAGAUCAAAGAGCGCAGUAAACGCAAAGCAUCGUCUGCUUCUGAAAAUUCGGACACAACUGUCGAAAGGUCGGACGAAGGGGGUGGUAGGCCAGAAGUGGACGCCGAAGAUGAAAACAAGACAACCGAGGCUGUAUCGCAGGACGGGGAUGAAAAGAUCAUAGAACAGGCUGUAUCGCAAAGAGACCCGGAUAUUGAUGAAAAGACGUCAGUCGAGACUUCGCCGAGAUCAGGUGGGAACGAUGAUGAAAAAUCGGCAACCCAUACUGUACCGAGCUCGCAGAACGAAAAGGUGGAAAUGCAGAAUACGCCGGUAAAGACUGUGGAAAGUGAUGAUAAAAUGGCAGGCGAAGCGGUACCCGGGAUAGGCGAAGAGGAUGGAAAGAUAGCUGACAGUCAUGCCGAUGAUAAAGCGUCGGGCCAAGGUGUGGGGAAGGGCGCAGAAGACGAGCUCAACGAGUAUAUUGUUGUAGACGUUGAUGAGAUACAACACACCACCGUCGAGAUGUACACAAGCGGCAUCUAUCAGCAGCGUCGGGUUCGCGCGGGCGCGGGCCCGGGCUGGGCGGCCUGCGAGGGGCUGCUGCUGGUGCUGCGGGACGCGCUGCUCGCGCUCACUGACCACGACUUCGCGCAGACGGCGGGCGGCGCAGUGUCGGCGGAGAGCCUGGCGGUGCUCGCCAACCACCGCGCGGCCGCCGUGCGCGCCGCCGUCGUGCGCGCGCUCGCAGCGCUGCAGCGCCGCGCGCCGCCCGCGCUGCAGCGCGCGCUGCUCGCCAGGCACUACUACGUGCACCUCGCCAACCAGAUAUCGCUGUAUGAGAGUUCAUGGGAGCUGGCGGCGGCGUGCGCGUCUCUCAUCACCAAGUGUGACGUGCCUCUUGAGGACCAACUUCAUGAGGAUAUCUGGGCGGACGUGGGUGAGGGAGCGGUGCAGUACAGUCCGCCGCUGUUGGCGCUGCUACCGGUCUCCGUACACGACCCACCCCUGGUAGAACAGAUAGCGCUGCUGCUGCACCGUGUCAUCGACAAGGCGAGUGCGCGUUUGCUGAGCGAGGUGUGCGCCGCGGAGGCGAUAGUGCGUGCGGUGCGCGCGGCGGCGCGGCGCGGCGUGUCCCCGGCGCUGCGGUCGCUGCACGCGCUGCUGGCGCACCUCGCACGCAGGCUGCUCGCCGCGCACCACGCGCCGCAAACAAUCGUGGAUAUCCAUCACAUGCUCACCUACGUGGAGAUGACCGCCGAUGAAGAUGAAGCGGGGACGAGGGUACGGGUAGCGGCACGGGAUGCUCAGAUCUCAAUGUUCAAUGCUCAGCUGGAUUAUUUAGAAGAGCGGCUACACUCUUCGUACAACACGCAUACUAAAUACUCCAAUUAUUUCACUACCGUGUUGUCAACGGCGGUGUCCCGCGGGGCGGAGGGCGCGUCCCGCAGCGAGCGCGCGGAGCUGGCGGCGCGGCACGCGGGCGCCGUCACACGCGCCGUCGGCUUCCUGGUCGCGCCCCCCCCGCGCGCCGCGCUGCCCUCGCCCGCGCACGCCGCGCUCGUGCACCGCCUGCUGGCCACGCUGCUGCAAGGUCAUCGCGCCCCCCGCGCGCCGCGCUGCCCUCGCCCGCGCACGCCGCGCUCGUGCACCGCCUGCUGGCCACGCUGCUGCAAGGUCAGUACCGCCACACCUCCCCCGCGCCGUCGGCUUCCUGGUCGCGCCCCCCCCGCGCGCCGCGCUGCCCUCGCCCGCGCACGCCGCGCUCGUGCACCGCCUGCUGGCCACGCUGCUGCAAGGUCAGUACCGCCACACCUCCCCCGCGCCGUCGGCUUCCUGGUCGCGCCCCCCCCGCGCGCCGCGCUGCCCUCGCCCGCGCACGCCGCGCUCGUGCACCGCCUGCUGGCCACGCUGCUGCAAGGUCAGUACCGCCAUACCUCCCCCGCGCCGUCGGCUUCCUGGUCGCGCCCCCCCCCGCGCGCCGCGCUGCCCUCGCCCGCGCACGCCGCGCUCGUGCACCGCCUGCUGGCCACGCUGCUGCAAGGUCAGUACCGCCACACCUCCCCCGCGCCGUCGGCUUCCUGGUCGCGCCCCCCCGCGCGCCGCGCUGCCCUCGCCCGCGCACGCCGCGCUCGUGCACCGCCUGCUGGCCACGCUGCUGCAAGGUCAGUACCGCCACACCUCCCCCGCGCCGUCGGCUUCCUAGUCGCGCCCCCCGCGCGCCGCGCUGCCCUCGCCCGCGCACGCCGCGCUCGUGCACCGCCUGCUGGCCACGCUGCUGCAAGGUUAGUACCGCCACACCUCCCCCGCGCCGUCGGCUUCCUAGUCGCGCCCCCGCGCGCCGCGCUGCCCUCGCCCGCGCACGCCGCGCUCGUGCACCGCCUGCUGGCCACGCUGCUGCAUGGUCAGUACCGCCACACCUCCCCCGCGCCGUCGGCUUCCUUGUCGCGGGCGACCCGCGCGCAGCGCUGCGCUCGACCGAGCACGCCGCGCUCGUGCACCGCCUGCUGGCCACGCUGCUGCACCGUCUCUUCCGCGACAGCUGACCAGCGGCGUGGUCUUCCUCGACGCGCCCCCCCGCGCGCCGCGCUGCCCUCGCCCGCGCACGCCGCGCUCGUGCACCGCCUGCUGGCCACGCUGCUGCAAGGUCAGUACCGCCACACCUCCCCCGCGCCGUCGGCUUCCUGGUCGCGCCCCCCGCGCGCCGCGCUGCCCUCGCCCGCGCACGCCGCGCUCGUGCACCGCCUGCUGGCCACGCUGCUGCAAGUCGCGCCCCCCCCGCGCGCCGCGCUGCCCUCGCCCGCGCACGCCGCGCUCGUGCACCGCCUGCUGGCCACGCUGCUGCAAGCGGUGAGCGGCACGGGCGCGAGCGCCCCGCGUCCCAAGUGGUGGGUGGGCAGCGGCGCGGUGGGUGAGUGGGUGUCGCCGCUGCAGGAGCUGUUCUGGUGGGCGGCCAGCGGCGCGCCGGCCGUGCGUCCGCUGCAGCCGGCGCUGCUGCGCGCGCUGUACGCCGCGCCCCCGCACGUGCCGCGACUGCUCACCCCGCCGGACCCCUCCGCCAUGCGCAAGCUGGCGGUGUACCUGCUGACGAUGCUGCAGCACAUGCACGCGGCGGCCGCGGCGGGCGCGGCGACGGUGGAGCUGGCCAUCACGGACUGGGCGCGCGGCUGGGCCGUCAGCACGCAGGCGGGGCUGCCCGCGCGGCUGCCCAGCGACGCGCUGCUGCCCGAGGCGGCCGCGCUGCUGCGGCACGACCGCGACCGCUGGGCGCGCGCCGCCGCCCGGCACCGGCCCGCCGUCGCCAAGGUGGUGUUCGGGCGGGAGGGUCUGUCGGGCGCGGUGACGGAGGCGGCGAUGGGCUUGACGCGCAGCGCGGUGGAGGCGCAGAACGCGGCGCGGAAGGAGUUCCUCGACCACCUGCGGCGGGACCUCGCGCGCCGCGCCGCCGCCUCGCAGCGCUGGCGACGUCUCGUCGCGGACCUCACGCACCAGCAGGCUGUGUGGCACGAUCCGAGCAGUUACCCGCAGUCGUGGCAACUAGACCCAACUGAGGGCCCGGGCCGCGUGCGCGUACGUCUACGUCGUGCACAUCUGCGCAUACACCCGCGCUUCCUUAAGCCUGAACACCAGCACAAGGCCGAGCGGAGCACGCGCGCGGCGCCGCUGGAGGCGGUGGUGGGGGGCGCGGCGGGGGCGCGCGGGGCGGCCGCCCGCCUGCAGCCGCACGAGACGCUGGCGCACAGCACGCGCGCCGCGCACGUCACCGUCGCGCGGGACAACGACGGCGACCUGCUGCUCACCGACCGCUGUCUGCACUUCGUGCCCGACGGUGAUACCUUCUCUCUCUCUCUCUGCGAGGGCGAAGCGCAUAGCUGGCCACUGGCGCGAGUGGCGGGCGUGGCGACCCGGCGCUGGUGCCUGCAGGAGCGCGCCGUGGAGCUGUUCCUGUCGUCCGGCCACGCGCACCUGCUCGCGUUCCCCGCCGAGCCCGACCGCGCCGCCUUCCUGCGCGCACUCGCCGCCUGCCACCUGCCCGCCAGAUCAGAACCCGAUACUUUAUCAGAAGCGAUGUCCCAAUGGCGAUCUGGCAACAUCACCAACUGGGAGUACCUGAUGCGACUGAACGGCCUUGGCGGGCGCACCUAUAACGAUCUGAUGCAGUACCCAGUAUUUCCGUUCGUGAUAGCAGACUAUACCUCGCGGAUAUUAGACCUCAACAACCCCGCCUCAUUUCGAGACCUUACGAAACCUAUGGGGGUACAGAACAAGAAUCGUGAACAGCACUAUAUCAAUACGUACAAUGACCUGUGUGCGGCGCGGCGGACGGGGUGCAGUGCGCUGGCGCGGGCGCCGCACCACUACGCCUCGCUGUACUCCAACUCGGGCGGCGUGCUGCACUACCUCGUGAGACUGCCGCCCUUCACUGAACUCUUCCUCAACUACCAGGAUAACAACUUCGACAUGCCAGACCGCACUUUUCAUUCGUUGGCGACCACGUGGCGACUUAUCACUAAUGACUCCCCCACUGACGUCAAGGAGCUCAUACCGGAGCUGUUCUAUUUGCCGGAACUUUACUAUAACAAUGAAGGGCUGUCGCUGGGCGUGCGGCAGUGCGGCGCGGGCGUGGACGCGGUGCAGCUGCCGGCGUGGGCGGCGGACGCGCGGCUGUUCACGCUGGCGCUGCGGCAGGCUCUUGAAGCGCCGCUGGUCACGGACGCGCUGCCGCACUGGAUCGACCUCGUGUUCGGCUACAAGCAGACCGGGCAGCCCGCCAUCGACGCCAUCAACGUCUUCCCCGCCUGCACGUACUAUGGUUUCGACCCGCUGGCACUGGAGGAUGAGGUGGACCGGACGGCCGCUGAGGCGAUGGUGCGCACGUACGGACAGGCGCCGCGACAGCUGCUGCGGCACCCGCACCCGCACCGCGCGCCCGACCUGCACCAGCGGGAACACCACCAGCCUAGCGUGUGGGCGGGCGUGGAGGGCGCGCGGUGGGGCCGCUGGUGCGGGUCGCCGGGUGCGCCGCCCCCCGCCGUCCGCGCGCGCCGCUCCUUGUCAGCUGCGGCGGGGGCGGCGGGGGCGGCGGCGGCGGCGGGGGGCGGGGGCACCGCGUACGCGCUGCCGCACGCACGCACCGCUGCGUUCUCGCUCGCCACCACCGCACUUCUCACAGUACAAGGCGACGGUGGUACGGCUGGAGGGUACGCGAUUGUAUCGUGGGGGCACGCGGACCACAUCGUGCGAUUGCGGCGCCGCCGUGACGCACCCUAUGAACUUCUACUACAAGUGCCCCCGCUCGACCAGAUAACGUGCGUGGCGACGUGCGCGGACACGCAGACCGCGUUCGUGGGGCACGGCUCGGGCCGCGUGGUGGCGCUGGAGCCGUCGGGCCGCGCGCGCACGCUGGCCGCGCACGCCGCCCGCGUCUCCGCGCUGCACGUGUGCCUGCGCGCGGCACUCCUCGCCUCCGCCGAUACCGACGGGCGCCUCGUGCUCUGGGAUCUUAACCAGCUAACGUACAUCCGAACAUUACCGAAUCGCGACAUGUUGCCGGUGACGCACGUGACGGUGAGCGAGACGCUGUGCGACGUGGCCUCCGUGCACGACCCCGCGCGCGCACGUCGCCACGUCCCCGCCGCUGACGUCACGUCCGCCGCCGCCAGUGACGUCACCGGCGCAGACUCCUACGAACAUGAUGCAGACAAGUAUCAGUCUCUUAUACGCGUGCACACUGUCAACGGCUCAUUCGUCGGCAGCGUCAAGGUAGCGGAACUGGUGACAAGCGUGUGCUACUCAAACGCGUAUGAGGGCGUGAGCGUGAACUGCGUGGUGGCCGGUCUUCGAGGCGGCGGCGUGCUGCUGUACUCCUCCUGGGACCUGCGCCGCGUCGCUGUCAUACCGCCCGCAGAACACGCGCCGCUAAUCAGCGUGACGUACAGCAGCGACUCCCAACUACUGUUCGGGCUGUACGGGAGCGGCGUGGCGGUCGCGUGGGAGAGCGCGGGGGAGGGCGGCGGGGCGGGCGCGGGGGGCGCCGCCCCGCGACUACUGCCCGCACACGCACUACUCUGACGCACGCACACACGGAACAUGAAGAAUUUAUGAAGAAACUCAAACUUACUGUAAUGCUGUUAGCCGCAGAUGGCCUUUACAGCUUUACUGGACGAUAGGGGACGUGUGCAGAGGGCACUCCAAACCCGCGAAAAGACUUAUGGAGCGGCGGAACUCCCGCCUCGUGAAGAAAACGGCGGGACUAAAAUAUAUGUACAGUACGCUGAAUAUGAAAUAUCCGCAUUGAAUAAUAUGUGAAAAGUAACUACAGGGUAAAAAUUCGCAAUGCAAAUAAACGCUUAAUGUUCCUAUACAUGUGUCAAGUAGAAAUAAUGGUCGUUUGAUCGAUGUUCUUUUAAUAUAUUUUUAAUUGCACUUUG